This is a messenger RNA of Medicago truncatula (barrel medic), 1615 nucleotides long. RefSeq lists its product as uncharacterized. NCBI's taxonomy places the organism in Eukaryota, Viridiplantae, Streptophyta, Magnoliopsida, Fabales, Fabaceae. The coding region runs from base 232 to 1359 and encodes 375 amino acids. The transcript is spliced from 5 exons. Gene Ontology annotation, molecular function: calcium ion binding. The record is from RefSeq and is a predicted model, not a curated record.
ACAUCGUAGUGCAUACACGACACUAUAGCACAUCUAUCAAUAAAGGGAGACGAACACUCGAGAAGAGAAGCAAAGUAGUAGUUAAAUUGAAUUGAAAAAGUUGAAACUAAACUGAAUAUUUUGAGACAGAAAUAGUAUAGAAUAUCAAGUAGUAAGUUCUCAACACUUUAACUCGUGUGAGUGUCACGAGAGUAGCAAAGAAAAAGAGAAAGGUGAGUCACAGGAUUCACAAUGGAGAGUGGUUCAGUUAAGAGAAAAAGUGGUGGUGGUGGUGGAAACGCAGUAGAGGUUCUAGAUGGUUCUAAUAUUAUGGAGUUAGUUGGAAACAAAGAUGUUUUUAGUAACUUUGUGAACCAUAAGUUUCAAGAGUUGGAUAGAGAUAAAGAUGGUAAACUCUCUCUGACUGAACUUCAACCUGCUGUUUCUGAUAUUGGUUCUGCUCUUGGUUUACCUGCUAAAGGCACUAAUCCUGAUUCUGAUCACAUCUAUUCUGAGGUAUUGAAUGAAUUCACACAUGGAAAGCAAGAAAAAGUGAGCAAGACUGAGUUCAAAGAGGUUCUCUCAGACAUUCUGUUGGGCAUGGCUGCUGGACUCAAACGUGAUCCAAUUGUGAUACUUCGCAUUGAUGGCGAAGAUCUUCUCGAGUUUCUUAAUGGUCCAAGUUAUGAACCAGAGAUAGUUUCCAUAUUCUCUCAAAUUGAAUCACCUCAAAAAUCUCUUCAUGAUCUUAUAAUUCAAGCUCUCAGCAAACUCAAUGUUGAUCAAGGGAUUCCUCCUACUUCUGAUUCUUGGGUUAUUAGCAACAUUGUGGAACCGGCACUGCUUUCUGAACAUGGGCAUGAUUUAGAUAAACCUGUUUCUCAAGAGAUAUUUUUGGAGGAAUUUAAGAAAGUAGCAUUGAGCGUGGCGAAUCGCCUUAAGGAGCAACCUGUUAUAGUUGCUCAUAGUGAAAGCACCUUUGAUGGAAAUGGUGUUAAAAGACUAUUAUCCAACAAGUUUGAAUUAGACAAGAUUUUGAACUCAGCUAUAGAGACUUUGCCUAAAGAUAAAAAUGGAAAAAUUUCGAAGGAUUACCUACGCGUGGCGCUGGACACGGUGGCUCCAUCUGCUGCUUUACCUCCAUUUGGUGCAAUUGAAGAGAUGGAUAAGGUAAUUGGUGAAGUGUUCAAGUUGGUGAGUGCAGAUGAUGCAAAGUUGGUGAAAGAAGAAGAAUUCAAGAAAAUAUUAACUGAAAUAUUGGGGAGUAUCAUGUUGCAGUUGGAAGGAAAUCCUAUAGCAGUUGCUUCAAAUUCUGUAGUGCAUGAGCCUCUAGGCUCCUCUUCUACACUUCUGCAGCCAACCCCUGCUGAAACAGCAUAAUUCAUCAUAGCUGUGUAGAUCUAAGUAUGUAUGUAUGUAUGUAUGUAUAUGAUGAUGGAUAAAAUUAAGAACCAGUAACUAUAAUAAAAUAUUUAUUUGUGUAAAUUAUGUAUUAGUACUAGUAUAAUUUGUCUUUUUUGAGCAGUCAAAUUUGGAAGCUUUGAGGCUAGGGGAGAGACUCAGUUGCCCAAGUUUGGCAAGUUACUUUAUUUAAUUAUAUAAUGGUUACUUUAUCAAACCAUUGUUAAUAGAUUAA